AUGAUCAGCUGCAUGAUUCCACCUUUUGUGUCUGGUCCACGAGAUAUUCGAGUGUUUGUGUCGUUGAACGGACUGGAAAUUAGUGAAUCUUCGCUGAAUUUCAAGUAUGUAGAAGAUCCUUCUGUUUUCAGUAUUUUUCCGAGAGCAGGACCAAUUACUGGCACAACAAUGGUCAGUGUAAGAGGUGCCAAUUUUCUGAGUACGUCAACAAGCGUGUGUAGUUUCGGGUAUCAUACCAUCCCCUCAAUUGUUGUUAGCUCAACGGAAGUGACUUGUAUCGUCAAUCCUUCGAGUUGGUCUUAUAUUGGACAAGUGAGCUUUCGAUUCUCGUCCAAUGGGCAGGAAUAUUCAAAGGAAAAUGUGUCGUAUUUUAUUUACGAGAAUCCUUUACUGAUUGAUCUGAGUCCUCGUGUUGGGAGUGUGAAUGGAGGAACCAAAUUGACAUUUACGUGGGAUCAGGUGAUAUCAAUUGAAUAUUUCGGUAGCGUGUCGUGUCAAAUCGAUUCAACUGUGCUUGAUGAAGUUUCGAUCACUGGAAAGACGACUACCGUCGUCGUUCCAGCGGUAGAAAAUGGUAUUGAGGGGCCAGUAAUGACUCGUAUCUCAUUUAACGGACAGAAUUACGCCGACGGGCCGCAGUUUUGGUAUUUUCUCGAGCCUAGAAUUGAAGCUAUCUACCCAAAUAGUAGUGGAGAGAUGGCGAAUACCUGGAUUCGAGUAACAGGCGAAAAUUUCCCUCGACUUACAACUUUAAGCUGUUUGUUUGGGUCUGUUGAUGCUAAAACGGUAUCAGCCGAGUGGGUAUCUGAUAAACUGGUUCUUUGUCGUGCUCCUGAACAUCGUCCAGGGACAGUUGACUUUGGGUUUUCGAUCAAUGGAGUGGAUAUGAUUGAUACAAACCUACAGUUUGCAUUCACACCAAAGACGAUCACGAAUGAUUACUAUCCAAUUUCAGGCCCAACUUCCGGUGGAUCCGAGUUAACGAUACCUGUGGGUGUUGACGCUCAACAAUGUCACCGUUUACAUUGCAUUGUAGGUGACUUCAUAGUCAUCGCCUUCAUGGACAAAUCGUAUACGGCUGUUAAGUGCACGACACCCCCACAAUAUCAAGUUGGAGAGGUUUCAAUCGCAAUUGAGUGCGAUGGCAAACCCUUUCUGGAGUUCGAGAGGAAGUUUUCGUACUAUAUCGCACCGAUUAUUUCGGACAUUGAGCCGCGAUCCAUGUCGUUAACAUCUGGUGGUAUCAUAUCCGUUCGAGGACGUAACUUUCUGGAGACUGUUUUUCACUGCCGAUUUGAUUCAAAUAUUGUAACAAUGGCAAUAAUUGUCAGUGAGUCGGAGAUUCGAUGUAUCGCACCGGCGUUCUCUCCACAUGCAGUCUAUUCAUACGUCACACUUGAGAUUUCGGCGAAUGGUAUGGACUUUACUACCAGUGGCACCAAAAUACAACUGACACCUUCAUUAGACGUGCUUAAUAUGAGUCCAAGACAUGCAAUUAUCAACCAAGAAGUUGAAAUUGUGAUUUUUACAACGGGAUUGAUCAUAAAUCCAGAUAUUUUCACUUGCAGAGUCGGUGAAGCGCAUGAAGUAGCAGCGUUCAUGGCAUCGCGCACAUCCAUCAAGUGCAGAUUACCUGCGGCACCUUCUCCUGGACAAGUAAUGGUGUCUGUAUCCAAUAACGGAGUCGACUUUAUUGGAGGAUCACGCACGACAUUACUAUAUCACUCUUCCCCCAUCGUACACUCUAUUAGUCAGAGCACCGGGUCGGUGUUCGGUGGUGAAAAUGUGGUGGUUUAUGGGCGUGGUUUUGUUACGGAAGUGGAUAUGGUUUGCAUCUUUGGUAACACGAGUGUUUCAGCGACAUAUAAGCGUGAAAACUCGAUUUCUUGCUUGGUUCCCCCUGCGCAAUGGCUUACUCAAAUCCAACAUGAAAAAGCAAAGUCGAGUGCGAAAAUUGACUUUAAAAUAGGUGUUACAUGUGGUUCCAUUGUUACUGUACUGGAACAAGAAAGCGAAUUGUUCUGGACGUACAAACUCCCGGUUGUCGAUGUUACUAUCUACCCCACAAAAGUUUUGACUGGAAACACUUCAAUUGUGAAAGUUAAGGGGUUGGAUUCAUCCUCAUCAUACAAAAUGCGUCUCAUUCCGGAAAAUGACGAUAGAUCUCGUAUUUUCGUAUCUCUUUAUCCCCCGAAAGACGUACGAUUUGAUGAAUUGGAAGGAGAACUACAGCCAUUUGUACCUGGUCGAUACACUGUGGAGAUCGAAGAUACCGGAGGAUACGUGGUUAUUAGCCAAAACCUCUUAAUUGAGGUCGUUGACCCUAUUCAAGUAGUCAAUGUGACGCCCAUGAGUGGGCCCGUACGUGGUGAUUCUCUCGUGGUACUGGAAAUUGAUCGAGCGCUCGAUCGAGAUGAUUUGAUAUGUCUUUUUGGAAAGUAUAUCACCCUCGCAAUUCAGCUGAAGCCUGGCACUGUAGUAUGUAAAUCUCCACCAGCUAAUAACCCUGGACGAGUACGUCUUAGCAUUACCAUUCGAGAUCUGCAAACUUCAUACAGCGAUGGAUACGAGUUUACGUACUAUCCGGACGAAGUGAUCACUUCCAUUUCUCCCGAAAGACUAAUAGGAUCUCAGCAAAACGAAGCCUUGACAGUAACUGGAUUGAACUUUUAUCAUCCCGACAAGAUGGUUACUCCUUUGUGUCGAAUCGGUAGCACUGUUACUAGAGCUUCAAUUGUAUCUCCAAGCAAAGUCAUUUGUCCGUCUGCUCUCUUGUCUUCUGGGGAGUAUUCAGUCUCUAUUGCGUGCGAUGGUGUCAACUUUGUUACGUCACCUCGAAAUGUUACGUAUGUUUCUCGUAUUUGGAUCACAGCGGUUCAGCCGUCUACUGUCGCUCUAACUGGAGUAACGGAUAUCGAGAUAAAAGGCUGGGGGUUCUCUCAAGAAGUUUCUCUUCAAUGUAACUUUGGCCGAGACAGAUUCAUCCUUCCAGCAGACAUAAUAUCUCCUGGAACCAUUCGUUGCUCGACCCCUUCUGUUGGCGAAUUCAGUCAAGUUCUACCACUGUCGAUGUCCUCGAAUAUUUCGACUAGCAACGAAUUAUUAGUAUCAUUUGAGGCCCCUAUCGUUGUGAUUUUGGCAACACCAAAUGUGGGUUUUAGUCGCGGUGGAGCGACAGUGAAAGUUGAUGUCACUUACGUACCUCCUAGUGGUGAUUUAAAAUGCUUUUUCGGUGACAUUCCUGUUAAAGCCCGACGACUUACGUCUUCACAAAUCGAGUGUAACAGUCCUCCGCAUCGUCCGGAGUCCGUAAAACUUCGGGUUGAAGGAGAAAGUGGUCUUACGGUAGCGGGAGCAUCACUGUCUUUCACGUUCUUGCCUGAUCUUACAGUGGCAAAUGUAUCUCCAACACGAGGUUCUGCUGCUGGGGGAACUUCUGUGGAAUUUACGCUGUCUGGAGCAGUAAACGAAUUGAUUCAAGAGAUGAUUUUGUGUCGAUUUGGAUCAAUUUUUGUCGACGCAGUGUCAAUCCUGGACAACCUGGUGACGUGCAUUUCUCCUCUGGGGAAGCAGAACGAGGACGUGUCGAUGGCGAUUGCUUUGAGCGAUCAAGAUAUCGCUGCAAGUCCAGUACGUUUCCAAUAUGUCGCGAUUUGUGAGCUGAUUUCGAUUGAUCCACGGGUUGGUUCACUUGGUGGGAAUGUGACGAUCAGCGCUCUAUUGGGGGAUAUGGAUGUAGGAUCAGGAGUCGAUUAUGAGUGUGGAUUUGAAAGACUUGGUGAUGGAAUAACAAUGUCCAAGGCUCAAAUAUCGUUGUCAGGGGAGCUCCGAUGUAGAGUUCCUACAAGUUUUAAGUAUCCGAGACGGAUUCAGGUCUCAAUCUGGCAGAAUGGGGAGCGUUAUUCGACCAACAAAUUGACAUUUGAGCUCAUCGUUCCUCCAGUUAUUGAAAGUGCUACACCGAUGUCGAUUCCUGAAUUCGGAGGAGCUUUAGUUCGUGUAGGUGGGACCGAUUUUUCUCCGUAUCAUAGUUUCAUGUGCACAUUUGGUGACAACGAAGAAGCUCCAGGAAAAGUGAUUUCUAGAAAUCUACUGGAAUGUGUUUCUCCCAAACUACUACCAGGGAAUUACUCGUUUGGGGUAUCAUGGAACCAACAAGAAAACGUUUUUUCUAGAACGUCCCUGACUGUUCUUGAAGCAUUGACACUGGAGUCUAUCGAACCGAAAUCGGGCUUUAGAGAUCAACAAAGGGACGUCCGAGUAUUCGGCGCAGGAUUUCAGCCAUCCGCUAGUCUUGCGUGUCGCUUUGGAGAAGAACCGGUGCCUGCUACGUAUGUAAGUCGAACUGAAAUUCGCUGUAACGCUCCAUUGCUACCGUCAUUACCAAUUUGGUUCUCUCAGAGCUUGGAUCGACAUGCUGUUUCUGUUGGAGUGAGUUUGGACGGUGAAACAUUUGUUGGCUCAUCAGAGACAGCUUUUACGUACCACGCUACACCUCAUUUCGACAAGAUUUACCCUACGUCAGGCAGCAUAAUGGGCGGUACACGAAUUCUGAUUCACGGCGCAAUUGAUAAUACCUUGACAUAUAACUGUUCAUUUAGAGACGAAAGUAUGCCAGCGAUUCCUCUAAAUUCUCGGACCCUUUCCUGCUUUACUCCUAUUUCCAAAAUCUCUCAGAGGAUUGAAGUGAGCGUAGAAGUUCUUGGAUUAUCUAUUGAAGGUGCGAUUCCCUUAUGGUUUACGUAUUUUAACCCUCCAACUAUUGAAUCUCUGCACCCAACGACUAUCAAGGCCAACGGUGGUGAACAGAUAAUACUCUCUGGAACGAAUUUUAUUCCAACUAAGGCUCUGCAGUGUCAGUUUGGCGAUUCACUAGUUACCAGCCCCGCCACAUUCAUCUCUUCAACAACAAUUGCGUGUAUUACACCUCCUCGCAGUACUGCUGGUUACGUCGCAGUGGAAAUAACGAUGAAUGGAGUCGACUAUACCACUAGUCGACAGUCUGUCUACUACUACGACUAUAUCAACGUGCUGAGUGUAUUUCCCGAGCAAGUCUCAACUUCUGGUGGCACUGAAUUACACCUUGAACUGGCACCAGAAUCCUCGCUUACGAACUCGUUAGUUGACUGUAUAUUUGUCCGCUCUACAAGUACCGUAACACGACCAGCAUACGUCGCAUCCAGUACCGAGUUGACGUGCUUUACGCCUAUGUGGACACCAGGAAAUGCCGCGGUUGGAAUUCUAGUGAACGGGAAGCAGAGGUUUAUGGCAGACGUAUUGUUGACGUUUAUUACUGAGCCUUGGAUACACUCUAUCCAUCCUGAUCACGGACCCACUACUGGUGGAACGUUAGUGACGAUAUCUGGAGAAGCACUGGACGAUACUGCGAUUAUUUGCAUGUUUGGUGAAGUUAUGGUUAUCCCAAGCACCAUUUCCAAGCGUGAUGUCACAUGCACAGUUCCAAGUGGAGUUAACAACUCUACUGUUGAUGUGCGUGUAGCUGUUGGUACCAGUAUUCGGUCGAACAUAGUGGAAUUCUCUUACGAUUUACCUAUUGAGAUUUUUAACGUUUCUAUUCAACGUCUGCCAGAAGAUGGAGGGAAAGUGCUGUCUGUAACAGGGUCAAAUUUUCUCAAUACGACGGAAUUGUGUUGCGAGAUUGGAGCGCAACUACCGACGGUUAAGGCGAAUUUCAUUGAUUCUACCAAGGUGAGGUGCCCUAUUUGGAAGGCUCGACUAUCUCAAGUCACGGUGGGGGUCAGCAAUAAUGGCUACGACUUUGCAUUCCUUGAAACACCACUGAAGUAUGAGGUUAGUCCUUAUAUUACAGCUGUAUAUCCCGUAUCCGGCCCAUUGGCAGGAGAUACACCUGUCCGGAUUACACUCGCUAAUGCUGAUUUACUCAAGGACGAAGGUGUGAUAUUCUGCUCUUUUGGCGAGCAAGACACUCGAGCGUUAAAGGUAGAAAAUGAUAAGGUAAUCUGCAUCUCACCAGCGGUUACGCAGCCUUCUGUUGUCCCCGUUUCUUUCUACUGGAGAUCAAACGACCUGGAGGACAGAUUUGACGCAGAGCAGCAAAAUGAUAUCGAGUUUUACUAUGAAAUGUUCCCAAGGUUGACGGAUAUCUCGCCUUCGAGUGGAUCUGCAGCUGAAGGAACAGUAUUGACGCUUUCUGGGUCUGAAUUCCGUGACGGAAUGAUAGUUCGCUUUGAUGUUGGUCGCGAUGCGAGAUAUGUGCCUGCUAGUGUUGUAACUACAUCAACUGCUACAGUUGAAGUGCCAGAACAACUGGGUGACGGGAUCGUUAGUGUUGCGAUAUCAGCAAACGAAGUGGAUUUUAGGGAAAGCCUGAUGUUUUACGUUCGACCCCGGCCAGUCCUGCACUCAGUCUACCCUUCUCAAGUGAGUCUAGCACCCUCCCAGACGAAUGUUACACUCACUAUUCGGGGUACUGGUUUCAAUGAGACUGUUAGAGAGACGAUACGGUGUCGAAUUGGUGAUGAUGGAUCUCCUAGUACGGCUAUCUGGGUCUCAAGUGCUCAGAUUUUGUGCUCUGUGCCGUAUCUGGAUGCUGGAAUUUACAACGUUUACGUCGCUCUAAACGGAGUGAACUUUGUGAAUGAUGGAGUGAAGAUUCUGUAUCAAGAGCAGUAUGUUGUGUAUGGAAUUGAACCUGCUUUUGGUGUUCUGGGGGGAGGGACGAGAGUGCAAGUGUUCGGCACAAAUUUUCAUGGAAAUACUAACGAUACAGAUUUGGUCUGUGCUUUCGGUACUAAAGUCUCUCCUCUUCAAGUGGUUAACGCUAGUCUUGCUGAGUGUAUCACUCCAAGUCAGCUAAAACCUGGAACUGUAUCGUUCUCAAUUACUCGUCUGGCAGACAUUAAUCCCCGGUACAAAACACCGGGAGGCUUGAGCUUAUACUAUCACAAAGUUCCUACCAUAUCGAAGAUUCUGCCAUCAAUGAUUCGAGCCACAAACGCCUCCUCACUUCGUCUCAUUGGCGCCAAUUUCAUUGAUUCUUCUCUACUCUCGUGCUUGAUUCAACAAGUUCCAGUUCCUGCAAGAUUUAUCUCAUCAAGUACCAUUGAAUGUUUACUGAAUGAAAUGUCCGAUGGCACGUGGCUUCCUGACAGUACACUAAGUGUCGAGGUGUCCAAUAAUGGCCAAGACGUGUCCAAUACUGAGCUUCAAAUCCUCGUACUUGCUCUCAUCCGACUAUUGUGGCUGCAACAAACCUCGGCGAUGGAUGGAUCGAGUGUAACUUACCACCCUCACCACGAGCUGGGAUUGUACAUAUCUCUGUAUCCGUUGAUGGUGUAA
Phytophthora nicotianae INRA-310 is the source of this 7320-nucleotide messenger RNA. RefSeq lists its product as hypothetical. The transcript has 2 exons. The coding region runs from base 1 to 7320 and encodes 2439 amino acids. The record is from RefSeq and is a predicted model, not a curated record. Lineage: Eukaryota; Oomycota; Peronosporomycetes; Peronosporales; Peronosporaceae.